GCUUUACCACCCGUAUCUUUCUGUGUAUAAAGGUACCGACUAAGGUUUGAUGACGGUUGUUGUAAUGUCUCGCUUGACCGGUAGGGCGGCGCUGUGAUUCGUCUGCCUGACAAUAAUAUGGCUAUAUAUUGUUUUUGGCGGUAAAUUGCAGUAAACUGUCAAUAAAGAUCGCCGAAAAAAAUUUUGUUAGCAGAGUUAAUUUAAAAUUAGCUUUUUAAAAUUUUAUUAUUGAGUACUAUAAAGCCAAAGUGAUUAUAUUAUGGCAUUAUCGGCAGGAUAUAAAGGACACAGAUGUGUUGUUCCGAACUGUAAUUCUGGAUACGAUUCCUGCAAAGAAAAAGUUCAUCUUUUUUCAGUUCCAAAGGAGGAAGAACUUCGAAAAAAAUGGGAGAAUGCUAUCCCUCGGGCAAAUUUUAUUUUAAAAAGUGGAUUAGUGGUGUGCCACAAACAUUUUUUACCCGAGGAAAUAAUCACGAAACGUGAGGUUAAGGACCCCCAGGGAAAUGUUAUGGCAUCGGAGACUUUAAAAAAGCCUUAUCCAGUUAAAGGAAGCGUACCAAGCCAAUUCCCCAAUUGUCCGGCAUAUUUAUCUAAACCAAUGAGGAAAAGAAAAAAACCUAAAGACAGGUCUGCUUUAGACGGAAACUUUAAGAAGAAACGAAAGAAUAACAAGGAGGACCAUGUCAGCGAUUUAAUUAACGAAAAUUGUGAUAAUGCCGUUGAGAUAAAUUAUUUAAAUAGCCAACCUUCGGAAAAAACAUCUGAGAACACUGAUAUAAUUCAUGAUACAGGAUUACCGGAAAAUGUCGAAACUUUUCAAAAUGAUACCAACCAUAGUGCAGAGGAUUUGAACUCACCUUUGAAUGAUGAUUCAUCAGAAUUUAAUUUAACAUUAAUAGAGCGACAGAGGGUCUUUGAUGAAAUAUUUAACAAUAAAAACAGUAUUGACAUUACAGGCGGGUGGAAUCGUCGACAAGUUGAGGAAAACUUUAAGUGCAUCGAAAUUACAAAAUGCAUUUCUCGAAAAGUGCAAAAUACAAUUAAAUUUGUUAGUUCGAAAAAAAUAAUAUUACUCCCUGACUUGGAAAUUCAAAUUGAAAUUUCCGGAAUACCUGUUUCUAUAGAUAAAGUUGGUCUAGAAAAUAACAUUUCUAGUGUAAAAGAUAUUGAAAAUGUAAUGAUAACAUUAGACAAUAUCAAAACUUGUACGGGUUGUGCAGAAUCAAAUGCAACUAGAAAUGUGGAGACGUCUGUUGCAAUGCGAGAUUGUAAUGGAGUUUUACGCCAUUUUAAGUGCCCUGUGGUCAUCACUGAGAGCAAUAAAAUAUCACGUUGUAAAUUCUGUGCAAGCACUAGAAAAGUUCUCUCGAAUAAAUAUAUGAGAUUGAAAAAACAUAAACAAAUGAAGCAAUUAAACCUGAAAUUGUCAAAUCCUGCAGAACAGAAAAAACUUAUGACAAUGAGAACAUUGUAUUACAAAGCUCAACGAAAAAAAAAAUUUUAUCAGGACAAAUAUCGUGAUUGUGUUUCAGAAUUAAGUAAAUGUCAAAAAGAAAUGUCGUCAUACACAGAUGAAAAAAUAGAAGAAAAAUUAUUAAAUCAUAAUAUAAGUAUUAAUGAAAGACUCGUCAUAAAGGAAAUUUUAAAAAGUUCAAAACAUGAUAACAAAAAGGGUAAUCGAUAUUCACAAGAGUGGAUUUUGCAGUGUCUAUUAUUCCACAUGCGAUCCCCGGCUGCGUAUAGGAUGUUGAGAGACGCUAAACUAUUACCUCUUCCUUGUACGAGUACUAUUAGGAAAUAUUUAUCUUUGGUUGAUACACCGUGUGGAUUUGAUUCCAACUAUUUGGAAUUAUUUUCGGAGCACUUGGCAAAACUACCUGAAUUACUACGACAUGGCAUCUUACUUUUGGAUGAAAUAUCGACAAGGAAGAAUGUUCGAUUAAAUACCAAGACGAUGGAAUUUUCAGGGUUGACUGACUUUGGUGACAAUAAUUCAACGACCACUGUAAACGAGCAGGCCGACCAUGGCCUUGUUUUGAUGUACCACCCCUUAAUGGAGUCGUUUGCCCAGCCAAUUGCAGUAUGCACUUCAAAAGGCCCAGUAUCUGGAGAGAAUUUAUCAAAAUUAAUUAUCCAAGCCAUUGUUGUUUUGGAAAAAGCAGGAGCUCAGAUACACGGAGUUGUCACCGAUAGUGCUACUACAAAUCGCAAAUUUUGGACAAUGGUGGGUGUUAGUGGAGAGCUUGACGGGGUUCAGAGCUGGUUUCCUCAUCCGACUGUUGAGAGCCGCAAAGUUUUCGUCUUUGCAGAUACACCACACCUUUUCAAAAAUAUACGAAAUUGCUUAUAUAAUAGGAAAAAAUUACAGGUUUCAUCUAAGGAUAAACCAAUUCUUUGGAAACACAUAGAACUUUUAUACGAGUGUGAUAGCAAAAAUAUGAAUGCAAGACUAUGUCCCAAAUUAACACAGCAACACAUAAAACCGGAUUUUAUGUUAAAGAUGCGUGUAAAUUUGGCUGUACAGGUGCUAAGCAGAUCAGUAGGAACAGCUCUUCUGAAAAUGAAAAAUUAUUUUCCUGAUUUAUUUGAUGGUUGUGAAGCUACAGCCGAAUUUUGUUUGAGGAUGAACAAUUUAUUUGAUAAUUUAAAUGAAAUUACACCUGAAAAAGGACUUCGACCAGGAUCUGCAAAUUACAAUGAACUUCGUAAAUUUUUAGAGUGGCUUGACAGUUGGGAACGAAGAGUUUUAAGCUCAGAAAUUCUAGAAAGUGACUUUUUACCAAAACCUACAGCCACUGGAUUGAGAGUUACUAUUAAUUCGACAAUCGAAUUGUCAGAAAUAUUACUUGACAAAUGUAAAUUUAAUUAUGUAUUGACUGGAUACAUUAAUCAAGACCCUUUAGAGUGUUCCUGUCCACUCUCACAUUAACAACGAUAACAACUUUUCUUCGAUAAGCAGAUCCUACUCAUCAAUUUUAGAGACAAGGCCUAUUCAACGUGUCAUUGCGAAAGCAGAAAAAAUCAACAUAAAAUAUUCUUUUCCUCUAUAGGUGCAAAUGGAUGAAUUCUAUGCAGUUUUUUUAAAAAGGAGCAGAAAUUUAUUACAUGUUAAUACUGUGUGUGUCCUGCAUGCAAAUAAUUGUGUUUACUGUCGAGAAAUAUUAGUUAAUUAUUUUUUUAUGUUUUGAAUCUACAUAAAAAUAUAAAAUUUGUCAUUUAUAUUUUUUUAUAUUUAUCAAACUGUAAUCAAUACGAAAUUCAAGGUUGCCACAAAUCAUAGAAUUCAGGGGAAAAUGAAGGAAAGUAAAAUUGGUUAAAGAGAUCAGGGUAAAGUCAGGAAAUAUUAUCAA
Leptopilina heterotoma is the source of this 3350-nucleotide messenger RNA. RefSeq lists its product as uncharacterized. The record is from RefSeq and is a predicted model, not a curated record. The transcript is spliced from 7 exons. The coding region runs from base 260 to 2929 and encodes 889 amino acids. NCBI's taxonomy places the organism in Eukaryota, Metazoa, Arthropoda, Insecta, Hymenoptera, Figitidae.